Micropterus salmoides (largemouth bass) is the source of this 1808-nucleotide messenger RNA. RefSeq names its product V-set domain-containing T-cell activation inhibitor 1-like. The record is from RefSeq and is a predicted model, not a curated record. The coding region runs from base 139 to 696 and encodes 185 amino acids. NCBI's taxonomy places the organism in Eukaryota, Metazoa, Chordata, Actinopteri, Centrarchiformes, Centrarchidae. The transcript is spliced from 5 exons. Gene Ontology annotation, cellular component: external side of plasma membrane. Gene Ontology annotation, biological process: positive regulation of T cell proliferation; immune response; cellular response to lipopolysaccharide.
GUGUGACGUCGGGCCUGCUGCGUAGGUGACGUAAGAGGAGAUGUUUCUUUAAGGGUGGAGGUCGAGCUCACUUCAGGGCCUGAAACAGUUUAAUACACAUGUGUACAAGUUUCUGCCUGUAGCGGACCUCUGAACAACAUGAGCGCUUUGACGAGGUUGGGAGGAGAGUUUCUGCUGUGGCUGUUGUUGCUGUACAGAGUGAACACAGUGACCUGCCAGGGUAAAAUCGAAGGAUUCAUCGGCGACACCGUCCUGCUGCCCUGCAUCUACAGGGAGGUCCACCUUCUACCAGACCCUGUCUCCGUCUUCUGGAGGGACCAAAACGACUUGAUCGUACUGGACAUUAUGAAAAAUGUACCAGACGACUCAACCCAGAACCAGAAAUUCAAAGGUCGAGUGUCCAGUUUCCCGGAGUUCUACAAGAAAGGGAACUUCUCCAUCAUCAUGAAGAACGUCCAGCAGUCGGACAGCGGCCCGUAUGAGUGCCACAUCCCAAAGGUGGACUUCCAGCUGCAUAUCUCCCUCAGCGUCUCAGAUAAACGUGUUGAAGCAGCGACUCCUCCUCCUGGACCAUCAGAUGGCGCUGCGGUAACACCAAACAUGUCGCUGCACUCUCACUGUUCUGUUACCACAGUUUACUGUCGCCUUCCUGCUGUACGUGUUCCUGCUCUGUCAUCAGGUAGUUUGACUUCCUGAAGGAUCAUUCAGUGGUGUUACAAAACAUGCAGCUGUUUGCACUUCUCUCAUCGUCCAAUGAGAGUUCGAUGUGGAGGAACGCUGCGUUUCUGCCGUGCAGCUUAAACUGUCUGCAGUCAGCAAAAUCAUUUCCAUUGGCUGUUUUGUCAAAAUUGAUUUAUUAUUUUCCCUGUUGUUUACAAACAUCGGAGCUCCUGAACGCAGCUGAAUGAAGCUCUGCUGUCAGGCGUUCACUUCAGCACCUGAAUGCACCACCAGGACACCAUUUUAACAGUUUAUUUAUAUAUUUAUUAUUAUUAUAAUUUGAUUCUAAAACAAACUGAAACCAACUGAAGGUAAAAGACGUUUGGUGGCUGUCAAAGCACCUGGUCUAAUCUGAAAUGUUUGAAAAACAAAAGAAGCAAAUGAGUGAAAUUAUAUUAAAGAACUGGAAUUGACAUUAAUUUAAAGCUGCAGGUAUUUGGGCAGUUUAUGUAGAUGCUGAUUGGCCGGAUAGCUGCUGACAUCACACUGUUCCUGUGGCGAUGGUUCAUUUCAGAGCAGAACUCCUGUUACUGGUUAAUUAUUAUUUUCCACACAAGUGAAGUUUCUAAUGAAGAACGAAGCUACUUGGUUUGGAUGCUGACGUGGAAACGUUAUUUGAAUAACGAGCUGUUUGGAUGAUAUUUAUAUUUUUUUACGUUUAUUUAUAAAUCUGCAAAAAACAAACCAAAGAAAAACAUUUUGAAGUGAAAACAUGUCAGAUUAGUUUGAAAACUUAAAAUAAGCUUUGAUGAUAAAAAUGUAGGAAAAAUAUUUAUCUCAGUCAAUUAACAGGAAGGAUUUUUAUUUAUAUUACAAUAUUGUAGAAGAAGUAAAAUAUCUAACUUCGCAUCAGUAGCAGCUUUUUUCUGUUAAGUCAUGAGAAUAUAUUUCUUCAGUGUAGUAUUUGUGUUGGAUUAAUAAAUUGCUUAUUAAUGUAAUAACAAUGUAUUUUUAGCUUUGCUAUUUUUGCUGAAACAUGUUGAAACAUGAAACUGCAGCAGUUACAUAUUUAAAACUACACAUUUCAUCUUGGUCCAAAUCAUUUCUGUCUAAUUUUGCUGUAAAACAAGAAGUUUAUUUAUUUCCUG